AAACAACUCUUCACCCGGUUAAUAUUUAGCUUGAACAUAAGGUUUAAAUAGGCAAGGGGAGGGGAAGAUAAAACAGAAAUUUACCAGCAUUCCUGGCUACUAAAAGGAGCACCAAGAUAGAGGACUGGGCCUGUGCUUUCUUCUCCUUAAAAUAGUUUUGCAGCUCAGCAGCCCUGUGAAUCCAUGGACGUCCACAUUCCAGCUCAAGUUCUCUGCGGCGUGGGCCCAAGCCUCCACCCCCCCAGGCCUAUCAUUUGUCCACACAAGAGGCUGUGCCAGACAGCUCGGGGUGAUAUACAAAGACCAGGACUCAUCAGGCCUUCAGGAGGUGAUGAGCUGACAGGCUGACAGAAGCCAUUUGCUUCACAUUUCCAUCCAAGGGCUCCACGGGGGAAGGGCUUGUCUCUGCACAGGUCUGAAGGCAGCCGCAAAGGCAGAAGAAGGGUUCGGCAGAGGAGAACCAAGGAAGGAGUGUGCUUUCAGGGCUCUAACCUGAAAGUAAGCGCCUGAAUUCCAGGCUGAGUGCUAGGCCCCUAUGCGCUUUAUGGCCCUCAAAGGUGGCCACAGAAAUCAGCUCUGAGUUUCUAAAGAGUACAAGGAAAAACUACACGUGGGAUGACUGUUUAGUUGUGGAAUUAGCUGUUAGCACCCCACUGGAAGUCACCAUGAUUCGCGCCUUCGUUCAGCCGUCCACACCCCCAUACCAGCCGCUUUCCAGUCACCUGUCUGAGGAAACAGAGGGCAAGUUCAAGGGCAAGGUGAUACAUGAAGCUCAACUCAACUGUUUCUACAUCUCUCCUGGAGGUUCCAACUAUGGGAGCCCACGCCCAGCUCAUGCCAACAUGAAUGCCAAUGCAGCAGCAGGGCUCGCCCCCGAGCACAUCCCUACUCCAGGGGCAGCGCUGUCCUGGCAGGCAGCCAUUGAUGCCGCCCGGCAGGCCAAGCUCAUGGGCAGUGCUGGCAACGCAACCAUCUCUACCGUCAGUUCCACACAGCGGAAGCGGCAGCAGUAUGGGAAACCCAAGAAGCAGGGUGGUACGACCGCCACACGGCCACCUCGUGCUCUGCUCUGCCUGACUCUGAAGAACCCCAUCCGGAGGGCGUGCAUAAGCAUCGUUGAAUGGAAACCAUUUGAAAUAAUUAUUUUACUGACUAUUUUUGCCAAUUGUGUGGCCUUAGCGAUCUAUAUUCCCUUCCCAGAAGAUGACUCCAACGCCACCAACUCCAACCUGGAACGAGUGGAAUAUCUCUUUCUCAUAAUUUUUACCGUGGAAGCAUUUUUAAAAGUCAUUGCCUAUGGACUUCUCUUUCACCCCAACGCUUACCUCCGAAAUGGUUGGAAUUUACUAGAUUUUAUAAUUGUGGUUGUAGGGCUUUUUAGUGCAAUUUUAGAACAAGCAACCAAAGCUGAUGGGGCCAAUGCUCUCGGAGGGAAAGGAGCUGGAUUCGAUGUGAAGGCGCUGAGGGCUUUUCGCGUGCUUCGUCCCCUGCGGCUGGUGUCUGGAGUCCCAAGUCUCCAGGUGGUCCUGAACUCCAUCAUCAAGGCCAUGGUGCCUCUGCUGCACAUCGCCCUGCUCGUGCUGUUCGUCAUCAUCAUCUAUGCCAUUAUCGGCCUGGAGCUCUUCAUGGGGAAGAUGCACAAGACUUGCUACAACCCGGAGGGCAUCAUAGCAGAAGAGGACCCCUCGCCUUGUGCUUUGGAGACGGGCCAUGGGCGGCAGUGUCAGAACGGGACCGUGUGCAGGCCCGGGUGGGACGGGCCCAAGCAUGGCAUCACCAACUUCGACAACUUCGCCUUCGCCAUGCUGACGGUGUUCCAGUGCAUCACCAUGGAGGGCUGGACAGACGUGCUAUAUUGGAUGCAGGACGCUAUGGGCUAUGAGUUGCCCUGGGUGUAUUUUGUCAGUCUGGUCAUCUUUGGAUCCUUUUUCGUUCUAAAUCUGGUUCUCGGUGUUUUGAGCGGAGAGUUUUCCAAAGAGAGGGAGAAAGCCAAAGCUCGGGGGGAUUUCCAGAAGCUUCGAGAGAAGCAGCAGCUAGAAGAAGAUCUCAAAGGCUACCUGGAUUGGAUCACCCAAGCAGAAGACAUUGACCCUGAGAACGAGGAUGAGGGCAUGGAUGAAGACAAGCCCCGAAACAGAGGCGCAGCGGCGGGCUUGCUUGAUCAGAAGAAAGGGAAGUUUGCUUGGUUUAGUCACUCUACAGAAACCCAUGUGAGCAUGCCCACAAGUGAGACGGAGUCUGUCAACACUGAAAAUGUGGCUGGAGGUGACAUCGAGGGCGAAAACUGUGGAGCCAGGCUUGCCCACCGGAUCUCCAAGUCCAAGUUCAGCCGCUACUGGCGCAGGUGGAAUAGAUUCUGCAGAAGGAAAUGUCGUGCGGCAGUGAAGUCCAACAUCUUCUACUGGCUCGUGAUCUUCCUGGUGUUCCUCAACACACUCACCAUUGCCUCGGAACAUUACAACCAGCCCCACUGGCUCACAGAGGUACAAGACACAGCCAAUAAGGCCCUCCUGGCGCUUUUCACUGCAGAAAUGCUCCUGAAGAUGUACAGCCUAGGCCUGCAGGCCUAUUUUGUAUCCCUCUUCAACCGCUUUGACUGCUUCAUCGUGUGUGGGGGCAUCCUGGAGACCAUCCUGGUGGAGACCAAGAUCAUGUCUCCGCUGGGCAUCUCUGUGCUAAGAUGUGUACGGCUGCUCAGGAUCUUUAAGAUCACCAGGUACUGGAAUUCCCUGAGCAACCUCGUGGCGUCCUUGCUGAACUCAGUGCGCUCCAUCGCCUCCCUGCUGCUGCUCCUCUUCCUCUUCAUCAUCAUCUUCUCCCUCCUGGGGAUGCAGCUGUUUGGAGGGAAAUUCAACUUUGAUGAGAUGCAGACGCGUAGGAGCACAUUUGACAACUUCCCGCAGUCACUCCUCACUGUGUUUCAGAUCCUGACCGGGGAGGACUGGAAUUCGGUGAUGUAUGAUGGGAUCAUGGCUUAUGGCGGCCCCUCUUUUCCAGGGAUGUUAGUCUGUAUUUACUUCAUCAUCCUCUUCAUCUGUGGAAAUUAUAUCCUACUGAAUGUGUUCUUGGCCAUUGCGGUGGACAACCUGGCUGAUGCCGAGAGCCUCACCUCUGCCCAAAAGGAGGAAGAAGAAGAGAAGGAGAGAAAGAAGCUGGCCAGACCGGCCAGGACUGCCAGCCCAGAAAAGAAACAGGAGGUGAUGGAGAAGCCAGCAGUGGAGGAGACCAAAGAGGAGAGAAUUGAGCUGAAGUCCAUUACUGCAGAUGGAGAGUCCCCACCCACUACCAAGAUCAACAUGGAUGACCUCCAGCCCAGUGAAAAUGAGGAUAAGAGUCCCCACUCCAACCCCGACACCGCAGGAGAAGAGGAUGAGGAGGAGCCUGAGAUGCCGGUGGGGCCACGGCCCCGGCCCCUGUCUGAACUGCACCUUAAGGAAAAGGCAGUGCCCAUGCCAGAAGCCAGUGCGUUUUUCAUCUUCAGCCCAAACAACAGAUUCCGCCUCCAGUGCCACCGCAUCGUCAAUGACACCAUCUUCACCAACCUGAUCCUCUUCUUCAUUCUGCUCAGCAGCAUCUCUCUGGCUGCUGAGGACCCCGUCCAGCACACCUCCUUCAGGAACCAUAUUCUGUUUUAUUUUGACAUUGUUUUCACUACCAUUUUCACCAUUGAAAUUGCUCUGAAGAUCCUAGGCAAUGCAGACUAUGUCUUCACUAGUAUCUUUACAUUAGAAAUUAUCCUUAAGAUGACUGCUUAUGGGGCUUUCCUGCACAAGGGCUCGUUCUGCCGGAACUACUUCAACAUCUUGGACCUGCUGGUGGUCAGCGUGUCCCUCAUCUCCUUUGGCAUCCAGUCCAGCGCAAUCAACGUUGUGAAGAUUUUACGAGUGCUGCGGGUCCUCAGGCCCCUGAGGGCCAUCAACAGGGCCAAGGGGCUAAAGCACGUGGUUCAGUGCGUGUUUGUGGCCAUCAGGACCAUUGGGAACAUUGUAAUUGUCACCACUCUGCUGCAGUUCAUGUUCGCCUGCAUUGGGGUCCAGCUUUUCAAGGGAAAGCUCUACACCUGCUCAGAUAGUUCCAAACAGACGGAGGCAGAAUGCAAGGGUAACUAUAUCACAUACAAAGAUGGAGAGGUUGACCACCCCAUUAUCCAGCCUCGAAGCUGGGAGAACAGCAAGUUUGACUUUGACAAUGUUCUGGCAGCCAUGAUGGCCCUCUUCACUGUCUCCACCUUUGAAGGAUGGCCAGAGCUGCUGUACCGCUCCAUCGACUCCCACACAGAAGACAAGGGCCCCAUCUACAACUACCGUGUGGAGAUCUCCAUCUUCUUCAUCAUCUACAUCAUCAUCAUUGCCUUCUUCAUGAUGAACAUCUUCGUGGGUUUCGUCAUUGUCACCUUCCAGGAGCAGGGGGAGCAAGAGUACAAGAACUGUGAGCUGGACAAGAACCAGAGACAGUGUGUGGAAUAUGCCCUCAAGGCCCGGCCCUUGCGAAGGUACAUCCCCAAGAACCAGCACCAGUAUAAAGUGUGGUAUGUGGUCAACUCUACCUACUUCGAGUAUCUGAUGUUCGUCCUUAUCCUGCUCAACACCAUCUGCCUGGCCAUGCAGCAUUACGGCCAGAGCUGCCUCUUCAAAAUUGCCAUGAAUAUACUCAAUAUGCUUUUCACUGGCCUCUUCACGGUGGAAAUGAUCCUGAAGCUCAUUGCCUUCAAACCCAAGGGUUACUUUAGUGAUCCCUGGAAUGUUUUUGACUUCCUCAUCGUGAUUGGGAGCAUAAUUGAUGUCAUUCUCAGUGAAACUAAUCACUAUUUCUGUGAUGCAUGGAAUACAUUUGAUGCCUUGAUUGUUGUGGGUAGCAUUGUUGAUAUAGCAAUCACCGAGGUACACCCAGCUGAACAUACCCAAUGCUCUCCCUCUAUGAGCGCAGAGGAGAACUCCCGAAUCUCCAUCACCUUCUUCCGCCUCUUCCGGGUCAUGCGCCUGGUGAAGCUGCUGAGCCGUGGGGAAGGCAUCCGGACCCUGCUGUGGACCUUCAUCAAGUCCUUCCAGGCCCUGCCCUAUGUGGCCCUUCUGAUCGUGAUGCUGUUCUUUAUUUAUGCAGUGAUUGGGAUGCAGGUGUUUGGGAAGAUCGCCCUGAACGACACCACAGAGAUCAAUCGGAACAACAACUUCCAGACGUUUCCCCAGGCUGUGCUACUGCUCUUCAGGUGUGCCACCGGGGAAGCCUGGCAGGAUAUCAUGCUGGCCUGUAUGCCAGGCAAGAAGUGUGCCCCCGAGUCUGAGCCCAGCAACAGCACGGAGGGGGAGACGCCCUGUGGUAGCAGCUUUGCUGUCUUCUACUUCAUCAGCUUCUACAUGCUCUGUGCCUUCCUGAUCAUCAACCUCUUCGUAGCCGUUAUCAUGGACAACUUUGACUACCUGACGAGGGAUUGGUCUAUCCUUGGUCCUCAUCAUCUGGAUGAAUUCAAAAGGAUCUGGGCCGAGUAUGACCCUGAAGCCAAGGGUCGGAUCAAACACUUGGAUGUGGUGACCCUCCUCCGUCGAAUUCAGCCCCCCUUGGGUUUUGGGAAGUUGUGUCCUCACCGUGUGGCCUGCAAACGCCUGGUGUCCAUGAACAUGCCUCUGAACAGCGAUGGGACGGUCAUGUUCAAUGCUACCCUGUUUGCCCUAGUCAGAACAGCCCUGAGGAUCAAAACAGAAGGGAACCUAGAACAAGCCAAUGAGGAGCUGCGGGCCAUCAUCAAGAAAAUCUGGAAGAGGACCAGCAUGAAGCUGUUGGACCAAGUGGUGCCCCCCGCAGGUGAUGACGAGGUCACAGUAGGCAAGUUCUAUGCCACCUUCCUGAUCCAAGAGUACUUCCGAAAAUUCAAGAAGCGGAAAGAGCAGGGGCUGGUGGGCAAGCCUUCUCAGAGGAACGCACUGUCCCUUCAGGCUGGCUUACGCACGUUGCAUGACAUUGGGCCUGAGAUCCGACGAGCCAUCUCUGGGGAUCUUACCGCUGAGGAAGAGUUAGACAAGGCUAUGAAGGAGGCUGUAUCUGCUGCCUCUGAAGACGACAUCUUCAGGAGGGCUGGAGGCCUGUUUGGCAACCAUGUCAGCUACUAUCCAAGUGACAGCAGGAGCAACUUCCCUCAGACCUUCACUACCCAGCGCCCCCUGCACAUCAACAAGACGGGAAACAACCAAGGUGACACGGAGUCACCGUCCCACGAGAAGCUGGUGGACUCCACUUUCACUCCCAGCAGCUACUCCUCCACGGGCUCCAAUGCCAACAUCAACAAUGCCAACAACACUGCCCUGGGCCGCUUCCCCCAUCCCACUGGCUACCCCAGCACGGUCAGCACUGUGGAGGGCCACGGGCCCCCCUUGUCCCCCGCUGUCCGGGUACAGGAGGCAGCAUGGAAGCUCAGCUCUAAGAGGUGCCACUCCCGAGAGAACCGGGGGGCCUCGGUGAGUCAAGAGAUGUUUCCAGAUGAGACCUGCAGUGUGAGGAUGGGCGAAGACGCCGAGUACUGCAGUGAGCCCAGCCUGCUCUCCACAGAGAUACUCUCCUACCAGGAUGAUGAAAACCGACAGUUGACAUCUCCAGAGGAGAAGAGGGAGAUCCAGCAGUCUCCAAAGAGGGGUUUCCUUCGCUCUGCCUCGCUAGGUCGAAGGGCCUCCUUCCACCUGGAAUGUCUGAAGAGACAGAAGGAUCAAGGGGGAGACAUCUCUCAGAAGACAGCCGUGCCCUGGCAUCUGGUUCAUCACCAGGCAUUGGCAGUGGCAGGUUUGAGCCCCCUCCUGCAGAGAAGCCAUUCUCCGACCACGUUCCCCAAGCCAUGCCCCACACCCCCUGUCACCCCAGGCAGCCGGGGCAGGCCCCUACAGCCCAUCCCCACUCUACGGCUGGAGGGGGCUGAGUCCAGCGAGAAACUCAACAGCAGCUUCCCGUCCAUCCACUGCAGCUCCUGGUCCGAGGAGACCACUGCCUGUAGUGGCAGCGGCGGCAGCAUGGCCCGGAGAGCCCGGCCUGUCUCCCUCACGGUGCCCAGCCAGGCUGGAGCUCCAGGGAGACAGUUCCAUGGCAGCGCCAGCAGCCUGGUGGAAGCGGUCUUAAUUUCAGAAGGACUGGGACAGUUUGCUCAAGAUCCCAAGUUCAUCGAGGUCACCACCCAGGAGCUGGCUGACGCCUGUGACAUGACAAUAGAGGAGAUGGAGAAUGCCGCAGACAACAUCCUCAGUGGGGGCGCCCAGCAGAGCCCCAACGGCACCCUCUUACCUUUUGUGAACUGCAGGGACCCAGGGCAGGACAGGGCUGUGGUCCCAGAGGACGAGAGCUGCGCAUAUGCCCUGGGGCGAGGCCGGAGCGAGGAGGCGCUCCCGGACAGCAGGGCCUACGUCAGCAACCUGUAGUCCACAGGGCUGGCGAGACGCGGGUGUUUUUUAUUCGUUUCAAUGUUCCUAAUGGGUUCGUUUCAGAAGUGCCUCACUGUUCUCGUGACCUGGAGGUAACCGGAACAGCGUCUUCAUUCACUGCUGUCGGGACAAGCCUCAGAGCUGGGCGGUCUGCGGAGUCGGCUUUUCAGGGGAGAAGGCCAAGGCCGUGGUGCAGGGCUCCAGCGCCUUCCCGGGGCAGCACCGCCCAAAGGACCCCACCCCACCCCUAAGCAAAAGGGUGUUUUCCCCUUGCUUGUAUAAACAGUCAUUUGCACAUGUUCUGUCUGAGCCUGGCCGUCUCUAUGGUGUAGGGACCCAGGAAUCUAUGGCGGGAGUAGGCCAGCGCCCCGGGAAGGAGCCCCCCCGGAAAGGGCUGCAAGGUUCCCAGCAGUGUGGGCCUGGUCCCUUCCGGGACUCUUCUUCUGCAGGAGCCGAGGUGCAGGUGGUGGGAGCCAGUGCAGACCACACCACCUGCCCUCAGCUAGCCAGGCUAGGGGGCGCAGGCUGCUGCCUAGUAAUCUUGGUUUCAUGGUGUGAUGGAUCUUGUUAGCAUGUUUCGGUUUUCUGGGUUUUAGUUUCUUUAUCAUUUUUUAUUUGUUGUGCUUUCCCACGGGGAAGGGAGGAAGAAGAGCGUCUACAGUUGCGCAGCCUCAGUCAGUGUUUCCACAUUUGGGUUAUUUAAAUCGGAUUUGGUUUUAUUCUAUUCUUUAAAUGGUGCGGUUUUCUCCCCCACCCCUCAUUUUCCACCCGUGAAGCGAGGGCUCAAUAUCACCACAGGAAGGUUUACCUGCUCUGUGUAUGCCCAGUAACUUGUUACAAUUUCCUUAAGUAACAGCACCUUUUCCCCGCUUUCUUUCUGGUUCGGUUGAGCGUCACAAUCUGCAGGUAACAGGCUAUUAGAUAAGGUGUUGCGCGCCUGGGCGGUUGAGCUGGGCUCCUUUCUUAGCUGGGCGUAUGGAUAGGUUCAAGAGAGAGGAUGUAUGAGCAUCUGUGUGUCACACGUGUGUCCAUAGUGGGUCGUCUGUGCGUGUGUGCACCCACAUGGUGGUGCGUGCGCACCCCCUCCACCCCACCCCCACCCCCCGCACAAAAGUCCGUAGAUCCCGGUUCCGGUUUGACUGCAGGGAGUUCUGAAUCUGGGGCGAUUCGAAAGCAAAAACAAAUCACUGUCUCCGCUUCUGCUUCUGAAACGAGAAUCGGUAACGGCAUUUCCUGUCCCACGAGAUAUGCAAAAGCAAUGCAAUAAUAUCCAUUUUAAAAUACGAUUGUGAGUUGUGUCAGCAUUAAAAUUCUAUUUUAAAAAAACACAAAAUUUAAGGGAAAAAAACUCAAGAAGACAUUUUGCUUCGAUAUAUUCUGUGUAACGUUUUAUUGCAUUGAUAAUGUUUCUGUUGAAGAAACUGUUAUACUUGAAUUCAGGUCAGUUUCAGUAUUUUUCAAAUAUUUUUUUAAAACUGAAUUGCAAUUGUGCCAAGCAAAUAUAAUGACUUAAGUUUGUUUUAAAAUUCACUUCUUGUAUAUUUUGCUGCAUGUAAAGUAAAUCAUUUUGUAUUUGGAGUGUGACAAGCUUUACCUUCGAACUCUUAAGUGCUUUUUCUACAUGUGGUUGGGGAGGAGAUGGUUUUCUUUCAUUUGCAAAGUGAACAAAGGUAUCCCCCGGUGUCAGUCCUCUGCUCUCUGCAGGCAGGUCUAGGAGGUACCAUUUUGCAUAUCUUGUAUUUUGUUUCCAUUUCCCUUGAUCUUUCCAAAACCGGGUGGUAAGACAGUCCAUGCCACAUCUUGCUUUGCAAGAUCAGGACACGUUUCAUCCAGGUCUUCACUUGCUGCCUUCUGUCAUUCUCUGUGGAUACCUACUUGUCCAAGAUGCUCCCGUGGAGAGGUGGCUGGCUUUCCCAAGCACUCGGACUGAAAGGAUGCGGUGACAGUCAGCCUGGGGCGGUGGUAGGCCACAUUCAUCUUUGACACAUGACUUGCCCAAACACAGAUUGCCAUAGCUGUGGCUAGAGAAAGGUAAUUGGAUGGAACUGUGGUCCUUCUAGAAACCACUCAGCCUCUCCCUCUUCCAAAGCAGGAAGGCAGGGAAGCAGAGGAUCUUGACGAGGGCGGGGCAUCAGGAUUCAAUUUUCAUUUAGGCUGGUCUGUUGUCUGCCUUCAGCAACUCUUACGGUUAGUACCAGGUCCUUUGAUUGUAUCGUAACAAGAAUGGUUGAAAAGAAGAGCUCUGGGGAAAAUAAGACUCAACCAUUCACCCAGAACUUACCUAUGUACAGAAUAUCGUCUGGUCCCAGUGUCCUUCCAGCCUAUUUUAGAGAUUAUUUGAGAAUCUGCUAGAAAUUCCAGCAAGGAUCUUUCAUGAAAAUGCAGAGAGAGGUUAACCAGAGUCUAAAAACAGCGCUCCUCCUUAGACUUCCAUGUGCCGAUAACCCAGCAUCCUUUGCAGUACCCAUAAGGGCUUCUAGAUGUGAGGAUUAGUUGGCUUCCUUUGUCUUGUUUCUGCAAAGUUCUGCUACUGUGUUGAUGUGACCAUGGUGACUAUAGAGAGGAGAGCCCUUCUGACUGGCUGUCUGGUUCUUGCAUACAUCUGACCCGCAGAGAAAUGUGGUGUUUUCAUUGAUUCCACCCACAGACAUGCAUAUUCAGUUUCCCUGUGCUGCCUUGUUUUCCUUGGGAAGCUUUGAUCUGCAUUGCCAGAUUCUACUGAGCAAUGACAUAAGCUACAGGCCAAGCUCCUGCAGCUCCUGCCAGGACUCCGCCCAGUGUGGUUCCCCAACACCCCCUUCACCAGUCAUACCUACAGGCUACCUUCUCCCUUACGGCCAAGAAGACCAGAGCAGCCUUUCACUCAUACGCUGCACCCUGAAGAAUGGCAUCAUCAGGGACAAUGGACCUCUUGCCCUUUGUUGCUAGGAGGAACAGGUUCAGUGGCCAAUGUCCUUUUUCAUGCUUGGCUUCAUGACCACCUGAGUAAGACUGACACACGUUGCCUGUCUCCAGGACAGAGGGGAUCAGUGAGUAGGAAAGCCAGUAAACAUCUACACCAGACUGUCUACUCUCCACCCAACAUGGAAUUUUCCCAAGGACUGUUUUGAACAUAACUACUAGACCUUCUGCAAUCCUGAUAGUCCCUGAAUGGCAGGGAAAUUAGCCCACAGCUAAUGACCAAAGGGUCAUGAAGGAGUGUAGGCCAUGUGUUUUCAUCUGUCGUAUGACUAGGUCUGUCUCUUUUAUUUCUGAUCUUUUCAUGUAUGAGACCAUAUUAUACAAAGUCCAGUUAGUUCCUUUCUGCCUGGUCCUAGAAGGCUCUUCAUAUCUUCAGGUUAAAAGAGAGAGACUUUCAUAGACCUUGUUUGAUUUGUAAAUGUCUUCCCUGUUCGUUGUGGCUCCCAUCUUUCUUAACCUGACUAGGAAUCCAAGGCCCAACUCUGUCAUUUACCUUCCUCUGGUACCCUGGUUCCAAAUUCUGGGUACUAUGAAAAGAAGGUCUGUGUUCCUUUCUCGUACCUCUCAACCAUCUGGAGCUCCAGACACCCUAACUGAACACAGUAGGCAGCCCUUCCUUUGCCAAAACCAGCACAUUUCUGCAAACACUCUGAAAGUCAGUAGAAGGAAAGUGGCUGUUGUACCGAGGCCAGGAGACACACUCCACUGCUCCUAAAGGCAGGCCAAGAGAGCAAGGAUCCAGACCAAGCAUGGAGUCAAAUCUGAUACUCAGGGUUUUUAGCCUUCUAGUAGCACAUUUCAAAUGUCGCCAAGGGGAUGGAUGGCCCCUCCAUCCUGGGAUUUUGAGUAACUGAAAUGUCCUCAUUCAGGAGCUAGAAACAAUUGAACAAGGACCUGAGGAAGGAUUGUCUGGCUUUCAGAAGAGCUACUCAAAGCCCAGGAAAGCCAAAACCUGCUGUAAGUGUCCUGGCUGAUACUGUUCCUCAACAAAGCCCUGGCUCUAAAGCAAGCGUCAACACAGAGAGAACUAGAGGGAUGUAGAGGUGAGGAAAGGGCACAUCCUGACUCCAUCUGUGUCAUCUCAUCGUGUGGAAAGCAGUUUCUGUCUUGUCCAGCCUUGUCAAAGGCUGGGGGCUCCGUAAUCUGCUUUGGAAGUUGUGAAACAUAAAUACCUACCCUAGGUGUUUUUCCAGCUACAUCAACCUAGCUAGAGCAACAUGGUUCUUACCUGACCCUGUGAGGUCCCUUCACUGCAUCUGGUCGAAGAAUUUGCCAAUGGGAAAGUUGUUGGGGGAGGUUGGGUCUCACUCACCAAAGUCCAUGUUCUAGAGCAGCUGCUGUGGGGAGAGGCAUCCUGGGAGGGUGUGAGGGGGGAAAGCACCUACCUACGAUGUCAGUAACAGGCACCUCCCCUCCUUUAGCAUUUCACUCUUCCUCAUCUUCCUCCUCCUCCCCCUCCUCCUCUGCAAGCCCAGUGAAGGGAAUAGAGAGGUGGAAGGAACCAUUUGCAGAUUCUUACAGUGUCUUCACCUUGCAGGGAAGCAGUUGAAUCACACACACACACACACACACACACACACACACACACACACACACACACACACACACAUACACACACACCCCCUAAGGCACAAGUGCUGAGGUGAUGGCUACUUAGUGAUUUUUUUCCACAGAAAAGGAGGACUGUGGUAGUCAUGUUCAACCUGUUCAGUCUGGGGCUAUGUGUCCCAGAACAGCUAUGACCAUAGCCCAGCACAUUUGUAGAUGAUGUCCUAUUAUAAGGGGAAAACACUGGACAUCUUAAAGAGGAAUGCAUGGAAGAAACCAGAACAAUUUCCAACGGUGAAAAUGGUGACGGUUCCAUUCAUCUACAGUGAGGAACUGCUACCAUUCUUAAACUUGCCCUUUUCUUCCAACCAUCUUAAGAGGUUUGAUCCAUAAAGUGUAUGAUAAAGACCUGGCCUUCCUGGUUUGUGAGAAAGACUUGCUAACCUGUCUCUGAAAGGGAGUUGAAGAAUGUAGCUAGAUAUAUCAAGCAUUGCAAAUCAAUUCAGUACUGAGAGUAAAGUCUGAAUUAAGAUUUUCCUGUUACAUUUCUCUUAGGUCUCUGCUAGCAAUAAGGAAGGCAAGGCCAGGAAAAUGCAAUGAAAAUGUGAAAUGUCACAUCACCAGAGCCGAACUGUCUCAGAUGUUCACUGCUUCAGAGGUGUAGCCCCUCAUCCCCAUGGGAAAUUCUGUGCACCCCAAUUUCUCAGAAUCUAAGUGAUUUGAUGUAUAAAGGUUACAAAACGGGUGACAUGCCACUUACUCCAGCAUAAAUGAGUCAAUUCAUGCAAAUUUGCCACCUAAAACUUCCCUCAUGGACCACUCAGCAGGGUCAUUACAGAGGCAGUUUGGGGAGGCAGAGGAUAUAGGAAAUCAGAGGGUUAUUUCUUUUUUCUUUUCCUUUUUGGGGGAGCAAUAUGAAGGUACUGGGGGUUGAGCCAGGGGCCUUCCUUGUGCAUGCUGGACAAACACUUCAGCUUUUAUUUUGAAACAGUCUCUGCCUCCUAAGUCUUCCCAGCGUGGAGAACUACACCAAAGUUAAAAGCAGGGGAGAACCCUUGGGAAUUGAGGACAGGUGAUGUGAAAGCAAGCAGUCCCUGCAGAGGGCCCCUUAGAAGGCAUCACAGUGACCCAUAAGCCAUGGGCACCUUUCUGUUCGCCACACAGCACACAUCCACAUCUGCAUCCCAUCCCCUAGACUUGAAAUGCACCUCCCACCCAUCUGUCUGCCCUGCUCAGACACGUGCUGUUUGCUCACUGCCCUGAACAAAGCCUGGAUGGCAGGGAAACAGCUGGGUUGACACACAUCUGCGGUGAGAGCAGUUAAGAACAACCUGUGGGAGUAGAAGUCAUUGAGAAAUAGGGUGGCAGAUCCCCAGAAGUGAAUGCUGCAAUGUCUGCCUCUCUCAUAAUACUGCAAUUCUACUUUAAUCUGCCAGUGUUGCUAAGGAAAACUUCCCUCCAUGUAAAGGGUCCACAUGAAGCCGCUCCUGCCCCCAACUCUCCAUGUGUCUACUCAGUCCACUUUUAUGUCCCCGAGAAAGCCUGUGUCAUGUGCCAUGCCUGUUCCCAGAGAGGCAUGGAAAGAUGAUCAGGCUUCUGUGUCACUCAUAUACACCUGCACAUCCGACACCUGCCCCUCCAGGCUCCACGACACCACAGUCUGACUGUUGUAAAUAUUGUUGUACAGUUUGUAAUCAUCAAAUAAUACUGCUGUCAACGGCCCUGCCUGCUGCGCCUUCUCCCCCUCGAGUAAGGCCAGGGAAUCUAGAAGGGAAAACCUUCAAGGAGAGCUUCAGGGUCCAUCUCUGUGUGAGACGCUACUGUAUAUUCCUGUAAGAUUGCAUUUUUAUCUAAGGAAUGAUGUUAUUUAAAAAACAAACAAAAACGCAAAAAAGAAUUGCAAAUAAAUUUCUUAACAAUGUC
Messenger RNA from Peromyscus leucopus (white-footed mouse), 13829 nucleotides. RefSeq names its product calcium voltage-gated channel subunit alpha1 C (gene Cacna1c). Gene Ontology annotation, biological process: calcium ion import across plasma membrane. The coding region runs from base 666 to 7394 and encodes 2242 amino acids. The transcript is spliced from 50 exons. Gene Ontology annotation, molecular function: high voltage-gated calcium channel activity. The record is from RefSeq and is a predicted model, not a curated record. Gene Ontology annotation, cellular component: membrane; voltage-gated calcium channel complex. NCBI's taxonomy places the organism in Eukaryota, Metazoa, Chordata, Mammalia, Rodentia, Cricetidae.